Messenger RNA from Phaeoacremonium minimum UCRPA7, 1329 nucleotides. Its product is annotated as putative pak-box p21-rho-binding protein. Bases 1 to 1329 code for a protein of 442 amino acids. Lineage: Eukaryota; Fungi; Ascomycota; Sordariomycetes; Togniniales; Togniniaceae. The transcript has a single exon. The record is from RefSeq and is a predicted model, not a curated record.
AUGUCCGAGCAACGGUUUUCACGCCUAUUUGUCGCUCCUGAUGAUGCAAAUUGGCCAUUGACGUGCCCCAUCAACCACUCUUUCGAGGCCGCGCUUCCAGAUGUUCCAGAGGAGGAAGAGCAAUGUGUCUUAGCUCGUCGCUCCCGUCUUAGUGUCAGGAGCAACAAUUCUUCGCUGCGAGGGAGCCAAUCUGUUCCUCUCCUCCGACAGCUAGUACAGAGCCAGGCCACGACAGCGCGCCCGCCAAGUGGCGAGUCUGUCACUCUUGGUCGCUUUGAUUUGUUUGCUGCUCAGACAGCUCUUCGAGAGGGUCUCGAGAAUGAGGAUGGCGGAGUUGAGAUACUGCCGCGAGACAGCUGGGAGGAGGUCAUCGACUAUUGUUAUGACCAUGAGGCCGAAGCUGACUGCGACUAUGCCUGGGACCGCCCGUCGCUCGACCUCACUCGAGACGACAGCACAGUCACCCCUCCCGCCGAAGACGACAUUCGCCACUUCCGAAGCAGCAGCCAGGUCCUGCCAGCUAUGCUCACCCCCGGCGGUUUUGAUGUGCCUGCUUUGAGCCCGGCCAGCCAAAUUUCAUCAACAACCAUGCAAGAGGCAGUUACUCCCACAGCCCCGGCCAUGUCAACGAAGUCCCCAACGCGGUCCAACUUCUCCUUGCCGCGAAAGGAUGGUCGUCAGGCACCUCGCUUCUUGCACGUCCGCACAACUUCGCAUGCAUCAAGCUUCAAGGAGUCGCAAGGCUUCACCCUUUCGCCAUCUCUUUUGAUUCCAGGUGACUACCACCAAGAGCUACUAUCCCACCAGGCCGAGCUCCGCGAGAACGAUGAGUUUGUCGGAAAGAGUCCAUAUGAGGAGCCCACUCUUACCCUGAGCACAUCAAACUUGUUUGUCCAGUCACGAUCGAGCGCAUCGACCACUGGAAGCAAUGAUUCAUCGCGAUCAGGAUCCGAGCGUCACAUAUCGACGGCAUCUACCGCCACUGACUACACCCGCUUGACCAUGAGCACAUCUUCAAUCAACAUGGAGGACAUGGUCACCAAAGAGCCGGUGCCGUCUUUUGUUGACCAUGAUGAUGUCACGGAGCCUACUCACACCCGUAGCGGCAGCAAGGCUAGCCCAAUGGCAGUCCUUCUAGAAUCUGAGACUUUGGGAUCACCUCUGCGCCGCGACUUGAACCGAGGUAGCGACACGAACCUGUCCAGCAAGCGAAGAGAUUCUCUUCACACUCGGCGUGGCCGUGCUCGCACGACGAGCCUCAGCACUCCUCCGCCUCCGGGUCAAUAUGCGCUGUUCCCGCAAAUCAACAUGACUGGCCCGCGUAUCUAA